Messenger RNA from Trichomonas vaginalis G3, 408 nucleotides. RefSeq names its product ankyrin repeat protein family. The transcript has a single exon. Lineage: Eukaryota; Parabasalia; Trichomonadida; Trichomonadidae. Gene Ontology annotation, molecular function: protein binding. The record is from RefSeq and is a predicted model, not a curated record. Bases 1 to 408 code for a protein of 135 amino acids.
AUGAUUAGAUAUGCAUUCAAAGAAGGACUUUGUGAAGCAAAAAAUCAAGAUGAAAAUUACAUUCUAAAUAAUGCAGCGCUUGAAGGAAAUCUCAGGAUUAUUAAAUCUCUCAUUGAAUGUGGAUGUAAAGUAGAUCCAAAGAACUGUCUUGGUUAUACUCCACUUGUGAAUGCAUCAGAUCAAGGUCAUCUUGAGAUUGUGAAACAUCUUGUCAGUGCAGGAGCCAAUAUAGAAGAAAAGGGCAAAUUAGGAAAGAAUGCACUUAUAUGGGCCACAAGUAGUAAUCAUCUUGAAGUUGUUAAAUAUCUCAUUUCUGUAGGAGCUAAUAAAGAUGCAAAGGAUGAUAAUGGAAAAACUUGCAUUGAUUAUGCAAAUUCUGAAAUUAAAAAUUAUUUAAAUUCAGUUUAA